AUGGUACCAAACCAGGUCAAACCACACAGGAAGAAUGUUAAAAAUGAGUUUGAGGUAUUCUUGGUUGAGAAAGGUCCUUUGGACUGUUCAGAGGAGCUUGCUGCAGUAGAAGGAUGGGAGCCGCUCACGCACCCAGAAGGGUCUUUGUUCUUCUAUCACCCAUAUAAAGUGCGUCUACCGUCAGCUCCUAUGUAUCCUGAAAUUGCUGUCAAAUUAGGCAAAGCUGUUGAAAAGGCAUACGAAGAAGCGCGCAAUGCAGACAUCUUCUUGCAUCCAUCCGUUGAGCUCGCGUUGGAGCUUGUGAGGAAGAAUGUCAGAGAAUCGUGGGGCUACUACUUUGCUGACCACGAAAGACGUGUCAUUUUCUGGUCCGAAGACCACAAAUCUCGUUCCCUUAUGAAUGAAGUUAGAGGUGUAGAGCGCAAGAGCCACAUCAAGUAUGCAUUAUAUUCACAAUACUGGAAUCACAUCCAGCUAUUCCCGAACAAACACCUCCUUCCGGAAGAUGUUGUCGUGGAGCUCAAAGAACUUGUCAUGCAUGCUCAAGCAGACUAUAUCCUUUUGGAAACACCCCUAGUACCUUUCACUGUGGACCAGGUUACUAGCCUGGUCGGGCUUAUUGAUUCUCUCAUGAACAGUGCUAAUAAGGAAUGUGAGCACUCUGCAUGGAUUGCAGGUGAGACAAUCACGGAUAAUCGGUUGAGUGUUUCUGACAUGCUUGUCGAUUUCACCUAUGUUGAUGAAAAUGUUAUGAUAUGGGUUGAUGAAGAUAUCAUCUGGCCGCGGUGGAGCAAAUUUCGCGAUAGGCUCACCACUGAAUGGAACGAAUAUGCGUUAUUUUCUACUGUGAUGCUUGCUGUUAAUAUCAGCUUUCUCACGGUUCCAUCUGUCGCAGACCAGUCGCUCGUGAUCGGUUUAACAUAUCUGUCUACCAUCUUUACCAUUGGCUCAUUAACAUCCACACUAUUCUUCGUUGGACAAAUCAAUGACAGUCUACGAGGCACCACUGAAGAAGUGGCCUAUUACAUGCAAGAAAUACCACAUUCUGUGCUAGGCCUUGAGGGCCUUGCCCUUAUGCUUAGUCUGCCAUUGGGAUUUUUGAGUUGGGGAAUGACAUUGUUUACUGUGGUGUUGCUCUGGAACACUUCUAUGGUGAUCUACUUGAUUGCUGUUCCAAUUUUAAUCACUAUAAUGGUCCUAUUGGUGUUACAACCCCUUAAACAACUUAAUGCUAGGGCAGAGACUAGGACUCAAACAAAGGAUAUCACGAUAAAAGAGAUGAGGUUGAGCAGAACAUCCUAA
This is a messenger RNA of Suillus clintonianus, 1302 nucleotides long. RefSeq lists its product as uncharacterized. Lineage: Eukaryota; Fungi; Basidiomycota; Agaricomycetes; Boletales; Suillaceae. The record is from RefSeq and is a predicted model, not a curated record. Bases 1 to 1302 code for a protein of 433 amino acids. The transcript is spliced from 13 exons.